This is a messenger RNA of Mesocestoides corti, 2436 nucleotides long. The record is from the annotation of a GenBank genome assembly. Lineage: Eukaryota; Metazoa; Platyhelminthes; Cestoda; Cyclophyllidea; Mesocestoididae.
AUGGGCAUGUUGUCAGUUGUGAAGGUGACAAGUCUGAAUGUGCCCAGCAUUCCAGGUCUGCGUGAGCCAGGUUUAUUGAGGGUACUUCAGGGAGUCCAAACAGCGGCGGUGGGAGUGGUAACGGUGAUGGAGAAAGAGGACGAAGGAGGGGGGGUUAGCGACGUGAGCGAUUAUGCCAAGCACAGGUCCUCACGUCACCGUGAAUUUGCGCUGUCGAGACGACGAACAUCAUUAGCAAACUCGUGUUCGCCAACACUCUUUGCCGUACGGCCCUCCGCGCGCGCCACCUUCACUCUCGCAUUCUGGCGUGAUUUUAUUCCUCUCGUCAACUUCACCGCCCCUCGCUGGGGCCAAUACGGAGACGUGUAUGAGGCCCUUUGGAGGCGGCACAAUUCGAUUGUGGCAGUCAAAACUCUAAAGCAAGACGUCAACCUUAAUUUGAACGAUUUCCUAGCUGAGGCCUCCAUAAUGAAGAAUCUACAGCAUAAAAACCUUGUCCGACUACUGGGUUGGUCGUGGGAGGCUGCGGAUCGCCCGUCGUUUGCUGAAGUGCGUGCAGAACUGGAGGAAAUGUGGCGAACCAUUGACAUGGGUGAAGCAGUGAGCUUUUCACAUCCUGGCAUGCUUCGUGGUGCCUUCAACUACCAUUUCGCUACCGACCAGUACCCGAUUUAUCGCCUGCCUGUAGACGCUGUCAGUUCAACUUUCGCACGUGUUUUCCCCUUAGCCGUGGCCGAGGAGUUGGCGAAGCAGUCCGCACUGAGCGGCAACACGGACCACCUUCGCCAACACCCGCACUUCGCGACCGACGCCGACGCACACGCCAUGGCCGCAAUAACCUCGCCCCACCAGCCGGUUCAGUUGUUGUCUGGCCGGAAGCGGUCGAGGCGUCGGCACGACGCUGGUGCCUCGUCACCCUCCACGUCCACCUCUUCGGCGACUUCCGUCGAGACUGAUGGGGAAGACGGCGAUGACGAAAGUGAGGAGGCGCAUCCACUGGGAAGUGAGCAUGGUGUUCACAAUUCGGCAUCCAACUGGAAUGCGACAAGAGCGUGUGGAAAUUGUUAUCAGGGCGACUACGUUGGUGGUGGCAGCGGCAGUGGUGGUGGUGGCGUUGGGGCGCCGGCCUCGGAUUUGCCCCUGCCCACUGCAGGCUCGUCGUCACGUGACAGUCAACUCUCCGCUCCCGCGUGCCUGCCGUCGCCCCAGCAAAGACCCGCCCCCCACGCCUACCACGGCCUCCAUCAGCAUCCACAUCGCCUUCACCACCACCGCCAACAACAACAACAACACGUGGAUUUUGGUCGGGUCGCGCCUCGACGACGUGGCCCCAGUCAUGCACCCAAGCGACCUGAUGAGAGUUCUUUGCGGUGUCCCGUGCGACAGAAGGAGAAGACGAUAACGCCGGCCGAGAGUGGUGUUGGUGAAUCAAUCGUAUCAGCGGACUCCCCAGGAUGCGAUAUCGCUCCACGGCAAAGGGAUGAGGAGACUGCCCUGGCGACCUCUGGUUUACGUCGCAAUCAUGGACCGACAACGGAGACAGGUGACCUGCCUGGUAAUAGCUGCUGUCCCACACCGACCGGGGACUUGACUGACGGUGACCUCGCGAAGCCGAUGUCUUUUUCGGCCACUGCUGACGAUGGGCAAGUGAAACGCGGCGGUCGACUGAACGCCGAGGCAGUCACUCAGUUCACUACACUCCCCGCCCAGGACAGGAUAACGCGUUACCUUGAGAGCCUUGGCGAACUAGGCGGCACGGAUGGAGAGCGGGGGCAACAGGUGAAUCGAUCGCAACAAAUCCAGUUGAUUCCCGACGGGUUCCCCAAGUUCCCACCUCCUCCUCCCAUCCCGCCCCCCGCGCAGUCCCACCGCAACUUACGACAAUCUGCCGAACGCCACAGAAACCAAGUGGGGCGUUCGGUGUCCUGCUACCAGACAGUUCCGAAUGUUCAACUUCCCGUCACUAACUGCCUCCAACAAGAAACCACGCCUCCCAUCUCCCUUCCUCUCUCCCCUGACACAAUUGACAGAAGCGAUGUCGACGAUCCUUGCAUCACCCCAACUGAUGAUGUCUACCAGAAUGAUGUCGUAUGUGAAGAAGACGAAGAAGAAGAGGAAUCGGGGCUGGAGGGAAGCAAGGAGCAUCAGCUGACUGCGCGUCUCAACAACCUCUCCUUGCAGGCCAACGAACUCUCCAGUGCUUGCCCCCAGCUCACCACGGAACUCUCUGCGCUGUCAAACCAACUGUCGGCGUGCCGCGAGCAGAUUGAGGGUCGUCUGCGCCGUGGAAAGACGGGUGAAGGUAGUGCAGCCGAAGACCAAUGCCUCAUGGGCAUAUCGCAGGCGCUUCGACAGAUUCAACAAGCCCUCUCUAACAUGAAGGCUCGCGUCGAUAGUCUGCAGCCCUCUCCUUUCAUUGCUGCCGUCUCCUCAUAG